Messenger RNA from Blepharisma stoltei, 789 nucleotides. Lineage: Eukaryota; Ciliophora; Heterotrichea; Heterotrichida; Blepharismidae. The record is from the annotation of a GenBank genome assembly.
AUGGCACUUGGGUCAAAUAUCGGCAUCAUGGACGGAGCCUUCUUCGUAGGCAAAUCAGAACUCUUGAGCUGGGUCAACGGCCUUCUCCAACUGAAUAUCACAAGAGUCGAGCAAAUGGCUACAGGUGCCGCCUAUUGUCAAAUCAUGGACGCAGUAUUCCCAGGCUGCAUAAACCUCAACAAAGUAAACUGGAUGGCCAAAUACGACCACGAAUACACCCAGAAUUUCAAGCUCCUCCAAGCAGCUUUUGACAAGAAUAACGUGCAAAAACACAUUGAAGUUGAAAAACUCAUCAAGGCAAAAUCCCUUGACAAUUUAGAAUUCAUGCAGUGGUUCAAGCGUUUUGUUGACUUAAACUACAGAGGAGGGGACUACGCAGCUCUUGAAAGGAGAAGAGGCGCCAAAACCCCUUGGGAUGUAGGUGAAAGAACUGGCCCAGUCCAAGCAGCCCAAUCGAGGCCACAAAAUGCCCAGCCAAGAAACCCUAGACCAGCUGAACCUUCAAGGGCGCCUCAGCCAAAAGCAAAGCCAGUGCGAGAAGCAAGGCCAGACGAAAGCGAAGUGGCUCGACAAGUGGCAGAAUUAAGGCUAACUUCAGAUUCCUUGGAAAAAGAAAGGGACUUUUACUUUGGAAAACUAAGAGCGAUUGAGCUAUUUUGUGAGCACUAUGAAGACCAAGGCAACCCUAUUGUGAUGGAGAUACAGAAAAUUUUGUUCGCGACUGAUGAGGAAAAUGUCGCAGUUAAUGAUGAUGGGACUGUGUCUAUAACGCCUAUCGAGCAAGCGUAA